AUGUACAACGCGCACCGCGGGCUGGUCGCCGCUCCAGGCACCUCCCGCCUGACGGAGUUGCUGGACCAGCUGCGCCAGGAAUUCGAGACUCAGUCUCGAAGCACUGGCGAAUUCGAACAUCAGUUUACCGGCCAGCUCCAGGAGAUGGAAAUGAUACGCCAAAAGGUCUACCAGCUGGAGCAGACCCAAAUCAAGAUGAAGCAAGAAUAUGAAGGUGAAAUUCGCAUGCUCCGAAACGAGCUUGAGCAACGCGGCAUUCAGACCGUCCCCCAUAUCACGCCCGCGGCGCAUGCCGCUCCCCAAGGUCAGCCGCCUCAAGUCGGUCAUGGCCCGAGCAACCUGUUCAGUGGUAUUAUGGCCAACCAAGGAGGUAGUGGUCCCGGUCUUGCCCCUCCCCCUCCCCAGGAUCAGCAGCCUCCCCAUACCCUUCAACAGCCUGCAGCUGCCCAGCCUGGUCAGCCCCCGCAGAGUUCUUUUGGAGGAUAUCCACCUGGGGCUGCUGUGACCGGCUACGGUGGUCCUCCCCCUAUUGCUUCGCCCGGCCCCGGCAAGGCUCGUCGCCCUCCGGGCCCAGCUACUCCUCAGCAGGCGCAGCUUGCCUACCCCGACCCCCGUGCUUCGCCUAAUAUUCGCCCGACGCCCCCUGGUGCCAAUGCUGCAGGGCCGACUAUUGUUCGUGCCGACCGCCCGGGUAACAUGCUGGCUAACUGGAACCCCGAUGACCUGCCGCCCUCGCAGAAGCGCGAAGGUUCUGAUUGGUAUGCCGUGUUCAAUCCCGAGGUCCAGCGUGUAUUGGAUGUCGACCUAGUCCAUCAUUUGAACCAUGACAGUGUGGUCUGCUGUGUGCGAUUCAGCCGCGAUGGUAAAUAUCUUGCCACCGGCUGUAACCGAUCCGCGCAGAUCUUCGAUGUGGUUACCGGCCAAAACGUGGCUACACUGCAGGAUGAGAACGUGGACAAGGACGGGGACUUGUACAUCCGCAGCGUUUGCUUCAGCCCCGAUGGCAAAUACCUGGCUACCGGCGCGGAAGACAAGCAGAUUCGGGUUUGGGAUAUCGCUUCGCGCACCAUCAAGAACAGUUUUGUUGGUCACGAGCAAGACAUCUACUCGCUAGACUUCGCGGGCAACGGCCGUUACAUUGCCUCCGGCAGCGGUGACAAGACGGUGCGCCUUUGGGAUAUCUUGGAUGACAAGCUGGUCUACACUCUCAGCAUCGAGGAUGGGGUCACCACGGUGGCCAUGUCCCCCGAUGGACAUUAUGUGGCGGCUGGCUCGCUAGAUAAGAGUGUCCGGGUUUGGGAUACCACCACCGGCUACCUGGUGGAGCGCCUCGAGAACCCUGACGGACAUAAGGACAGUGUGUACUCGGUUGCCUUUGCGCCUAACGGCCGGGACUUGGUCAGCGGUAGUUUGGACAAGACCAUCAAGCUGUGGGAACUGACCGUGCCGCGGGGUAUGCACCCCCACAGCGGCGUGAAGGGCGGAAAGUGCAUUCGCACUUUUGAGGGACACAAGGACUUCGUGCUCAGUGUGUGCCUGACGCCCGAUGGCAAGUGGGUCAUGAGUGGUUCCAAAGACCGCGGAGUUCAAUUCUGGGACCCGGUGACUGGCAAUGCCCAGAUGAUGCUCCAGGGCCACAAGAAUUCCGGUAAGUACCUGGAUGUCAGCGACGACGAUCUGAUGCUAAUGCGCAUUUCCGCGGAAUUUAGUUAUCUCGGUUGCCCCGCCCCAACCGGCAGUCUCUUUGCGACCGGCAGUGGAGACAUGCGUGCGCGGAUCUGGAGAUACUCCGACUACUCGGGGCGGUAA
Penicillium chermesinum is the source of this 1809-nucleotide messenger RNA. RefSeq lists its product as uncharacterized. Gene Ontology annotation, molecular function: protein binding; U6 snRNA binding; U4 snRNA binding. The record is from RefSeq and is a predicted model, not a curated record. Gene Ontology annotation, cellular component: U4/U6 x U5 tri-snRNP complex. Gene Ontology annotation, biological process: mRNA splicing, via spliceosome. The transcript has 7 exons. NCBI's taxonomy places the organism in Eukaryota, Fungi, Ascomycota, Eurotiomycetes, Eurotiales, Aspergillaceae. Bases 1 to 1809 code for a protein of 602 amino acids.